Messenger RNA from Synchiropus splendidus (mandarinfish), 2362 nucleotides. It is a transcript of the gene chchd7, whose product is annotated as coiled-coil-helix-coiled-coil-helix domain containing 7. The transcript has 8 exons. The record is from RefSeq and is a predicted model, not a curated record. Bases 264 to 521 code for a protein of 85 amino acids. NCBI's taxonomy places the organism in Eukaryota, Metazoa, Chordata, Actinopteri, Syngnathiformes, Callionymidae.
GAUAUUGUCACUUGCCUACGAAGCUUGGCUACGUUGUUGCAGUGUAGCUGACAAGUCUCUUGCCUGUUUGCCUUCCACCGCGCACUUUACAUGAAUAUAUCACACUUCCGAAGCAUUAUAUCACACCCGAGUGAUGGUGGAAGGUGAAUCUCGGUCCAGGAAGAAAGUGUAUCCAGGCGUCUCUCCUUCACUCUCCGUUAUAACCUUCAAUGCUGCUGCGUAAACCGUCAGUCACCUUUUGACAGAAGUUUUAAAAGAUCAGAAUGAAUAAACCUGUAGGAAAGUUUCGCGACCAGGACAUUAACCCCUGCAUUGAGGAGAGUGACGCCUCUCAAAAGUGCAUGAACCACUACAACUAUGACAAGAACAUGUGCGGCGCAUACUUCCAAAAUUAUAAAAGAUGCAGAUCCUACUGGCACAAUAUAAUGCUGCAGAGGAGAAGAGAUGGAGUGAAGCCUGACAUGCCCACAGCAGCAGAAAGACAGGAGAUGCUUGCUCAGCUUGGUGGAAAACCUUACUGAGGAGUCAUCUGAGGACUGGCUUGACAGAGGUCUACCUCCACAACGGACUUGGCCAGACAUGCUGUCCCGACUUUUGUGUGUUGAAGGACUCACAGUGGGGUUGUGUAAUAUCUAUUAAUGUAACUGUGUUGUUAUGUAGCCCAUGAGACAGCAGUGAUUGCAACGACUGAGUGAUUAAAAGCAAAACAUGCAUUUGCCUGUUAAAGUUUCUUAGUAAUGAAGUUUAAUUUAUAAAAGGUGCUUUGUGCUGUUGUUAUAAGUUUAUAAAAGACAGUCACCUCCCACCGUUCUUUAGUUGCUUCCUGUACUUAUGCCAUUACCAAGUGAGUCUCCUCCACCGAAACCUACCUUGAUCAUCCUCGAGUCACCGCCUCUCCUCUUCAAGUUCUCGUUCCCUCCACACAUGAACCUCAUUGGUUGUUUCCACUUCUUCCAUCUCCCAUAUUCUUGGUUUGUCAUGUCUUCUCUGUCCAUCCAAACCAGGUGGCCUCUGAUACUGAGAUCUUCCUUGCAUACAUCUUAUCUUCAUCCUUGUCCGUGUACAGAGAAUUUCUUACCAUGUGAGCGGCCAAUCUGUGUUGACCAGUACUGACCGUGGACGCACCGCAUUUACCCACCUUACACCCAGAUCUGGCUUCUAUUGACGGUGUAAUGUCAUGUGUUUUGCUGAGAAGAUCAUGGCCCAGAACGACAUGGGGAAAUUCAACUGCUUUGAUAAUAUCGUGGGAGGCCUGGCAACGGAAUGCUGGGAGGUUUUUAACGAAACCGUCAUGUCUGUUAAAUAAACUGUUUUUUUAAAUAUGCAAUAUUAAUAUUAACGUUGGUUUUGAAUCUGAUUUUUGAGUAUAGUCGGAUUUGCAAAAUGCGUUAUGCAUGAGGAGACAAUGACAGCAUUAGCCCUCUUGGUGGCGCAAUAUCAAUUCUGGUGAGUGAUAGACGUUAGACGUAAGUAUUAACUCUCAAAAGUUAUUUUUAAAGUGAAAUAUAAUUUAUUUAGAAUUGAUAGAUUUUGUUGUUUUUUGUUUUUCAAUAAAUUUUUCGUUUUUUAAAUUACAAUUUAGCAUUAUUAAUCUCACACAUUUAAUUUGGUCAAACCUGCUUUCCUAUAUUUCUAUAUGUAUUCUUGUUUUGUAUUUUGCAUGUUUGUGCGGUUGUACUGUAAAUCUGUCGUCUAACAAAGCGGUGACGUCAUCGAGGUGACAUCAUCGUAAUGGUAAGGACAACGACUUCGUUUUAAUUGACAUGACGCUGAUGAAGGCCCAAAGCCGAGUCACGAGCUGGCAGUUGUGCAUGAUGGAAGUGUACUCUGAUAUGUGCAGGUCAUUCGGACUUCCUGUUUGGAUCGCAUCUGUGCUGCACGCUGCCAAACGUUUACACAGCGAUCACGCUCGGAGAAAAAAGGUGUACCGGAUUCUGCAGAGAAAAUUGGUGCACCAUGGGGUGGGCUUGAAAGACAGAGUUCAGGGUCAGCCCACCUAUGUUUAUCCCAAAGACUUGAAACUGCUGAUCCAUGCUGCGUUUCCGGAGAACAUCUGUGACUACCCUGACCCCAGCCACAGCAGGGUAGUUUACGUCACAGUGGAAGACCUUCACAAUAUCACGCUUGACUGAGCAUCUUCUCUGAUGGCUGUGGACAAAUGAUCAAGUUCUGUUUCAUGUGGUUCUAUGGCCUAAUAUGUUUCUGUUCCACCUACUGUAUAAUACAUUUUGAUGAAUAUGAAAGAGUAUAAUAAUUACAUAUCAUGUUCAUAUUAAUAAACGAGAGAAGAAAAGGAAAACACAUUUUCUGAUAAACAUAAAUAGGUAUUCAAUUAAUUUAAAACAGUGCUAUCAAAUGUUUU